AUGGCGAGCCCGAAUGGACUGGGUCCGCAGCCAGAUCCCAAUCUGCUAGUACAACACCUCCACAGUGCCACUGAGGAAUUAGCGAAGCUUGGAAACAUAACUGCCCUAGCUGAAGGCAAUGCCAUCCUACAUUCCCUUACACAGCUCACCACUCAAGUGGCACAGCUUACUGCUCAUAUGCAGCGGCUCACCACUCAAGUAGAGCAGCUCGCUACUCAAAUGAAUCAAGGAUUUACUCGGUUGGACAAUAAGAUUGAUGCUCUUACUACUCGAGUUAUCGUAAAUGAACAUAAUAGUAUAGCCCGAGUUCAGAAUUCCUAUGCUACAAGAGCCUCUGAUCGACUUGUACCACUACUGAAUCCAUCAACCAAUACCCCGAUUGAAGACUUUCCAGGAAAACCAAAAGAUAUUUCGGAUAUGGACGACGAGGGAUUUGUUUCUGUCUUACGGCAGUUGGGCUUGUCUACAAAUGGACGAAGGGAAACUAAAGAGAAACGAUUGAGACAGUACAUCGGUCUUCGAUCUGUAUCAAAUGCGGCAUAG
Molecule: messenger RNA, 543 nt
Organism: Exophiala aquamarina CBS 119918
Lineage: Eukaryota; Fungi; Ascomycota; Eurotiomycetes; Chaetothyriales; Herpotrichiellaceae
Exons: 2
Coding region: 1-543 (180 amino acids)
Source: RefSeq, a predicted model, not a curated record